This is a messenger RNA of Wyeomyia smithii (pitcher-plant mosquito), 1118 nucleotides long. RefSeq names its product E3 ubiquitin-protein ligase RNF113A (gene mdlc). Gene Ontology annotation, cellular component: U2-type spliceosomal complex. The transcript has 3 exons. Gene Ontology annotation, biological process: snoRNA splicing. Bases 130 to 1074 code for a protein of 314 amino acids. The record is from RefSeq and is a predicted model, not a curated record. Gene Ontology annotation, molecular function: metal ion binding. Lineage: Eukaryota; Metazoa; Arthropoda; Insecta; Diptera; Culicidae.
UGACCUGGCAACGCUGGCUGCCACAAACGUAAUUACGAUUUGUUUGUAAUCAAAAGUUUAGCCGAUAAUUCUGGACUCUUAGAUUCUGGAUAUUGCGAUAUAAGAUAAGCUUAAAUACUUUCCUGUAUUAUGUCCGGCUUUAUUAAACGAAACCUUAAAAAUCAGAAGGCACGUAAACGCCAGCAAUCGUCGGGUUCAGAUGAUUCCACACCUGAAAGCAGCAUCGUCGUCUCUCAAGAAAGAAAACGUAAAGCUAAUCCAAAUGUUCAAAGUUCUAACGCGCUCAAAAUCCGCCGCAAGCCUGCCGAUAGUGACAAUUCUGAAAAUAGCUCUGACGACAACGACGGCGUCGGUGUCAGUUAUAAAUCGAAGCGCUCUGCCACACCGGCCGGCCCACAAGAUCAGGGCGCAACAGCCGAGUUAGAAAUUGAAACGUCUAAAACUCACGACGCCCAAGCUAUAUACGAGAAAAGUAUUGAAAUCAACAAGGAACUAGAAGGAAAAGAAGAUGAUAAAGUAUACAGAGGAUUGAACAAUUAUACUCAGUUUUAUAAGAAAAAGGAUAGUGCAUUGGGAAACGCAGCCUCAGGUAUGGUGCGAAAAGGUCCAAUUCGGGCGCCAUCUAAUAUAAGAUCUACUGUACGAUGGGACUAUCAACCGGAUAUCUGCAAGGACUACAAGGAAACGGGAUACUGUGGCUUUGGUGAUAGCUGUAAAUUUUUACACGACCGAAGCGACUAUAAGCACGGUUGGCAGCUAGAACAAGAAGCGUCCACAACGGGCGGCACGUACGCGAACGAUUCCGACGAUGGAAAUGAUACCAAAUACGAGAUUCAUUCCGACGAAGAAGAACUUCCGUUUAAAUGUUACAUUUGCCGAGAGAGUUUCGUUGAUCCUAUUGUUACGAAGUGUAAACACUACUUUUGCGAAAAAUGUGCUCUCGCGAAUUAUAAAAAGUCGACAAGGUGCGCAAUCUGUGGUGUACAAACCAACGGAAUGUUCAAUCCAACAAAAGAGUUGAUAGCCAGGUUGAAAACAAGAGAAAUUCAGCAGGACGACUCCGAUAGUGAUUGAAAAUGAGGCUGAUGAAAUGAAAAUAUAACUAAUUAAAAAUAUCA